CAAAACAGUAGUGUUAUAAAUUAUUAAAAAUUGUGACGUCUUGGUUUAUAUUUGUGUCUGGACUACAACUCCCGAAGACGUCGGGGUCUGCAACCAGCUGACAUCCGGCGUCUUCCCGUCCAUUAGCCACCGAUAUCCACAGUCCUCGAAAUCCAACUACACUCGAUAUUUUCCUUAUGCAAACCGAUCCCCGCUGAUUCGUCAACAUAACUGAAUGCAAAGUUUUAUCAUAGUCGUCAGAUGCAGGUGAGAUCAAUCAAGGGCUCUGGCCCAGUCUCAAGCAGCUGAAGCACGCCAGGCCGGUCCACUGUUCUGCAUCCACGGCUUUCCUCCUUAUUGAGUCAUGACCUCCAAGAGGGAUCGUGAUGUGCUGGUUCGCCUCAUUCUGGUCAGUGGGAAAACAGAAGACUUCACUUUCUCCCCGAAUGACUCGGCCACGGACAUCGCCAGACAUGUAUUUGAGAACUGGCCUCCAGGAUGGGAGGAGGAGAGCGUGAGGAGUCCCAGUAUACUGCGCCUCAUCUACCAGGGGCGCUUCCUUCAUGGCAAUGUGACCCUGGGAGCUCUAAAGCUGCCACCGGGCAGAGUAACUGUCAUGCAUCUGGUUGCAAGAGAGACGCUUCCAGAGCCCAACUCUCAUGGUCAGAGGAACAGAGAAAAGAACACAGAGAGCAACUGCUGCCUCCUCUUGUAAAGCAACAGGAAAAGAAUCCACCUCACCCUCACAAGCAUAACACACACACACAAACACACACGUAUACCCGCAUACACUCUGUUCUCUCCUGCCCACCAUUCUGAUGGCUACAGAUCUGGAUCAAAUCAGGAAGUCUGGUUUGGGUUGGUAUCUGCAUUGGUUGAACUCUUGUCUAAUCUGAGGCUUUUUUGUGCCAAUAUAUUCACCUUUUGCCCCCGAACCUUGACUUUGUCAACAGAAUUUGCUGUUGUUGGGCUUUUUUUGUUUCAUAAUCAUGACCUUAACAUUAUCUUUGCUUCAUCACUGACAAAUUCUCCACUGGAAAGGUUUUACAGAGCUAUCAGACUUACCAAGAACUCAUCGUUCCUCAUGAACGUGGAAGAACUAUAAUGGAUGUGUGGACCCAUCCACAUGGAUGUCUGUCUGGGUGUUAACCCUUAUUAAUUCACAACUGUUUAUUGUAUCAUCUUCUCCAUCAUGGUUUAUAUUUUUCAUUAGAGGAGCACACCUUCAUUCCCCAUAGUAGUGUAGUAAACAUGCUGUGCUCCUCUGUUCUGCGUCUUAUUAACUGAACCAUUGAAUUUGUAUCAUCAGUGGCGUUUGUGCCAUUAGCUGCAUCCCAUUUGUUCCUGGUAACAGACCAGGGGGGACGACUUUUAUUGGGAGGAGCUGCACAAACAACUGCGGGAUGAUCCGGUGCAGAGAACCGACCGCAAGCUCCCAGCGAGGCUUGUACAGACGGAGUUUGGUGGAUUUGUGUGCCUCCAGGUGUCAUAUUUGCACCCCUGGCGGUGAUUUCAUUGACGUGACUUUCGCUGCUCCCCCGUCAUGGGAACUGACACAGCGCGGGCCAGUUAAACGCAGACAGAAGAAGUGUUAGGACACGAUAGGGAGGCGUGUUGUCAGUGUGAGACCCUCUUCUAUUGGACUCGGAAAAUGUUGGUGGUGUUUGACCUUUUCAUCUGGAUGCUGUCUUCUUGUUUGCCUUUUAUUGUGGAAUUCAGUAAUAUCAUUAAUAUUGAAAUUUAAAUAUCGAUUUUUAUCUUGUGUAUAGGUAUUUGUUGAAUUUUAGUGUGGGUGAGUUUGUCUGUGCGUGCGUGCGUGCGUGCGUGUCUGAGGGUGUCUGAUCCACGUGGGAUAGUGAAUGAGGAAUAGUAAGGGCAUGUCAUCAUGGGGGAAAAAAAAGUAAGUGAAAGCACUGAGAGUGUUGAUGGGCUGCGGUUUCUUCAGAGACAGUUGUAAACCUUUUGAUUCCAUCCACUGAGUGUCCCUUGGUUUGUGUUUCUGUCAAUCAGUGUCACUGCUAUGACGUUUAGCUCAGUAUGAGUAAAUGUACAAACUAAAAUGCAAUGUGGUCUACAUAAAAAGCUUGUAUUAUAAAUUAAUAAAUCUUUAAAUAAGG
This is a messenger RNA of Betta splendens (Siamese fighting fish), 2096 nucleotides long. It is a transcript of the gene ubl3b, whose product is annotated as ubiquitin-like 3b. The transcript has 6 exons. The record is from RefSeq and is a predicted model, not a curated record. Lineage: Eukaryota; Metazoa; Chordata; Actinopteri; Anabantiformes; Osphronemidae. Gene Ontology annotation, molecular function: protein binding. The coding region runs from base 344 to 694 and encodes 116 amino acids.